AUGGGUGGAAUGCGCCCGUCACACCUCGCAUCGCUGGCGGCCAUCCCGAGAGCUCUUUCGCGACAGCCGCGCCGCGUCUCGGACCCGUUGCGGCGGGGCCUCCGUGACCGGCGGAGCUACACCUCCUCCGAGUCGUCGCCGCCGCAGCUGACGACGAGGCUUCCCUUUCGGUUCGAGACGGGCGUUGGCUUGUUCGCGAAGCGCGCCCCGCGGCCGUUCCCUCCGCCGUUCCUCUCGCCCCCGUCCGGGUCCUUCUCCGACCCCCUGAGCACCCAUCACCAGAGCCGCGACCGGCGGGCCUUUGUCAACGGGGAGCUCAUCCGCGGGCUCACAAACGGCGACGAUGCCGUGUACGCGAGCGACUUCUUCGUGUGCGCCAACGAUGGCGUAGGGGCAUGGGCCACUCGUCCCCGUGGUCACGCCGGUCUCUGGUCGCGGUUGAUAUUGCACUAUUGGGCCGGCGCCAUCGAAGAUGAUUUAGCCAAGGAGUUUGACGAACCGGACCCCAUCGGGACGCUGCAGUUGGCCUACGAGCGAACGUUGGACGCGACGGUCCCCCACGACUGGCAGGGAACAACAACGGCGUGCGGAGCCCAGCUACACUAUAGAAUGCCCCCGGAAACUGUCGGAGGCGGCCCGACGCCUUUCCUCUACGUGACGAACCUAGGAGACUGCCAGGUCAUGGUGGUCCGGCCGCGACGGAAGGAAGUCAUCUACAAGACCAAGGAGCAGUGGCACUGGUUCGACUGCCCGCGCCAGCUCGGCACCAACAGCCCGGAUACGCCGAGGCAAAACGCCAUAAUGGACUCGAUGGACAUCGAGGAGGGCGAUGUUGUUCUGGCGAUGAGCGACGGCGUCAUUGACAAUCUCUGGGAGCACGAGAUAGUCGAGUCUCUCGUCACCAGCAUAGGUGAAUGGGAGUCAGGGAAAGGCACCCACGCGCAUGAAGACCGCACAGGCGGCCGCAACGGGGGAAUGAGCGCGGCGGCGAAGGACAUAGUCGCCGCUGCCAGAGAUGUUGCCAUGGAUCCGUUCGCCGAGAGCCCCUUCAUGGAGCACGCCAUCGAGGAAGGCCUCGCGAGCGAGGGAGGCAAACUAGAUGAUAUCAGCGUUGUUGCUGCUCUCUGUAUAAAGAACGACAUUUGA
This is a messenger RNA of Purpureocillium lilacinum, 1146 nucleotides long. RefSeq lists its product as uncharacterized. The record is from RefSeq and is a predicted model, not a curated record. Gene Ontology annotation, molecular function: protein serine/threonine phosphatase activity. Gene Ontology annotation, biological process: protein dephosphorylation. Lineage: Eukaryota; Fungi; Ascomycota; Sordariomycetes; Hypocreales; Ophiocordycipitaceae.